Mucor velutinosus is the source of this 555-nucleotide messenger RNA. RefSeq lists its product as uncharacterized. The record is from RefSeq and is a predicted model, not a curated record. Bases 1 to 555 code for a protein of 184 amino acids. NCBI's taxonomy places the organism in Eukaryota, Fungi, Mucoromycota, Mucoromycetes, Mucorales, Mucoraceae. The transcript has a single exon.
AUGGUUUUUGCUUCUUUCAAAAGCAAUCUUCUCUCCCUCACUGGUGCCAUUGUCAAUCGAGUAUGUUCUGCUGUUUCUUCCUCUGCUAUCAAGACCGGCGAAGAUGUAUUGUCUGCUCCUAAUUUCAAAGCUUAUGGUUUCUUGGAGGACAUUUACCACUUCAGACUUCAGCUGGCAAAGGAUAAUUCUUACUGUAUUAUGGAAGAGGUUGGUAAGAUCCCCGUCCAAAUCGAUUACAACUCCAAGGUCCAAUUCUCCUCUGUUGGUGAAGCCAAAGCUGCCAUGUCCGCUGAUUUGCUUGAAGCAUGCUGUUCUCCUUUGCCUGGCAAAUUCGAUAGUCCACAAUUGUAUUGCAAUAUGUCUCCCUACCAACAAAUGCUUGCUGAUAAACGUGCUGAUGAAGAAAGCUUUGAUUUUGUUGAAUACCCUGAUAAUGCUGAUGAUGAAACUAUUAUUGCCAACCAGCCAAUUCAAGAAACCAAUAUCAAUUUUCAAGAGGAGAAGGGCUCUUUGAAGUCAUUGAAGACUAAACUCUUUCAUCUCUCACAAAAGUAA